GCCGCCCCCCCACCCCUUCGCUCGCUCGCUCGCUCGCUCGCUCGCUCGCUCGCUCUGCCGGCUAUGGAGGGGAGAGAGGACGCGGAGUGCGACUGCCAGGCGGCGUUCGCCGAAGCUCGGCGAUGGGUAGAGACGGUUACUGGGAAAAGCUUUGGAACCAAAGACUUUCGAGCAGCUCUAGAAAAUGGAGUCCUGUUGUGCGAUUUGAUUAACAAGAUCAAACCUGGCAUCAUUAAGAAGAUCAAUCGUCUGUCAACUCCAAUAGCUGGCUUGGAUAAUAUAAAUGUUUUUCUGAAAGCGUGUGAAAAUAUUGGACUGAAAGAAGCUCAGCUUUUUCACCCAGGAGAUCUUCAGGAUUUGUCCAAUCGAGUUACAGUCAAACCAGAGGAGACCAACAGAAGAGUGAAAAAUGUUCUGAUUACAUUAUACUGGCUUGGGAGAAAAGCUCAAAGUAACCCUCAUUAUAAUGGUCCAUACCUCAGUCUUAAAGCAUUUGAGAAGUUACUAGGGCAAGCAUUGACUAAGGCACUUGAAGAGUCCAGCCACCUGAACAGAAGUGGCAGGGAUAGUGGGUACGGUGAUAUUUGGUACGUUGACCGGGGAGAGCCCUUUUCGUCUUCAGCUAGCCAUAAAAGAGACGAUUCCUUCGAUAGCUUGGACUCUCUUGGUUCAAGAUCCUCCACAAGCUUUUCGUCAGAUAUAACCUUGAAAGGUGGCAGUGAAGGUUGCGACAGUGACACAGACUCAGAACUGCCUUUCAAAAUGCAUGACUCCCAUAAAGAUGACAGGUCCUACCGUAGGAUUUCUGUGAUUGAACCGAAACCUACCACUGACUUCAAUCGCUUCUUACCCAACAAAAACAAGCAGACGGCGUAUGUGCCGGCGCCCUUAAGGAAGAAGAGGACAGAGAAGAAUGAGGACAACAGGAGGAGCUGGGCAAGUCCUGUCUUCACUGAGUCAGAUGGAACGUUUUCAAGUAACCAGAGGAGGCAGAGGCAGUUGGAUACUAAAGAGGAAAACAAACCAAGAGUUAACAUUCCUUCAGAAUUAUCUGGGUAUUUUGAUGAGGACGAGGAAGAAGAAAUAGGCAUCCCAAACAUUGAAAAAGAUGAUCUCUAUUUUCGCAAGCUAAGUUCUUCAGCGGGAAAUACAGUUGUUGCUUUUGACAAAUUUCUUCCUAAGUUUUGGACUCCAGAAGAAGAAUUGCUAUGGAAAAAAAUCAGGAAAUCCUCUUUCAAACCCUGGUAUAAAGAGAUUCAAGGGUUCAGUCAGUUUUCGUUACUUCAGGCCCUGCAAAAAUACUCUGACUACUUGUCUUCUGAAACGAAGACCAAAAUUGAUCCUACUUCUGGCCCUAGGCUCAUAAAAUGUAGAAAGAAUAUUUCGUUUGUACCAGGAGGCAAGCAAGGAGAUGAGGAAAAUGGAUAUCUGUAUCCAGAUUUAGAAAACGAUGACUUGUUUGUUCGGAAAACUGGGGCUUUCCAUGUGAAUCAAGUUGUUCUCCAAGACCCCCGGUAUUUAAAAAAAUUCUCUGAGCAGGAGCCUCCCCUAGAGGGUGAGAUAAUUCUGCAACCCAGAGAGGGCCAACCUGUGAUUCCAGAUUUGGAAAAGGAUGACAUGAUUUUACGUAAAGUCCUCUCUCAGAAAAAAGAGGUGCCUUUAUCGGGCGCUCCAGACAAGUAUCACCCAGCACUCUUUCCUGAUCCGUGGAGUCUUCCAGAGGAGAUCCGGUCCAAAUUUCUGUGUUUGCUUGAAAAAAACACGACACCGGAGGAAAGAAAGAGCAACGGCAGAGUGCUGUCGCCAUCUUCCCGCCAUAAGAAGGACGAUAUGCUGACCCGCAAGAUUGAAUCUUGGAAGGUGGGAAGCAACGUCCAGCCAGUAAAUUUCAUCCCAGGUCCGUGCAGUGAAGACGACUGGAAGAAGUGGGAAGCCAUCAGGGAGGCCAGCAAAGUUAGACACAAGAAACGGCAGAUGGUGGAGAGACUGUUUCAAAAGCUUUCUGAUGAGCAAGGGAGUAAAUCUUUGAAUGAUGUUAGUGCAGAGGAGCUGCAGUCAUUGCGCAAAAUCCGUUACGAAGAGCUACAAAGGAUAAAAGAACAGUUACAAGAACAAGAUCUAAAGUGGCAAGAAGAUCUGGCAAAAUGGAAGAAUCGUAGAAAGAGCUUCACUUCUGAAUUGCAAAAGAAAAAGGAAGAGAGAGAAGAAAUAGAAAGGAGAGCCUCUGAGGUGUCUGAAAGGAGUACCAAGUCACUGAAAGAAAUGCAGCAGGAGAGAGAUCAAGAUUCCUACAGGCAGCGAAAACAUGAACGCAGAUGGACAUAUUCACUGAAUGAUGACGUGUUUAGUGAAGAAAAAGCACCUUCCACACGGUCAGCAGCAAAAGAUUACCUUUUGGAAGAAGAUACCUCCUACAGCGCUAAGGACAGCAAAAGUGUGUAUGCCGCACAACCGCGUAAGGAGAACCUGCUGGAGAGCUCGGCCGCUCGUGAAGCUCCCGCUCCACGAAAGAGCCUGGCAGAGGAGCAGAGCUCGGCUCUUUUGUCUGCCCGCUACUCGGUGAAUGCUCAAACUGGGUCAGCUCAGGUUUCAGCUUCACUCCCGAGAAGUUACCAGAAAACUGAUACCUCUAGGUUAACAUCUGUGGUUACACCAAGACCUUUUGGUGUCCACUCAAGAGGAAUCUCGUCACUUCCACGGUCGUUCACGAUGGAUGAUACCCAGAAAUACAACGGAGAAGUAGAAAAAACUAAAAGAACUCAAACUUUGUUCACUAGCAGUUCGUUUUCACAACCAGACUCUGCACACCCUCUCUCCGCUAGUGCAUUCAGAAGCAGAGGUGAGGAGGAGGAGGAGGAGGAAAAAGAAGGUGUUCAGUCAACACCUCUUCCUAGUUUGGCAUUACCUGUAAAAUCCCAAGACCAAGAUGCUGCAAGCAGUAUUCUUAAACCAGAGUAUUGCUCUCCUCCUGAUUCUCUUUCACUUGCAUCUUCUGCAGAAAAUGUGAGUCUGCCAGAGCCUGAGGAUUCAAAAUCCCUGGAACAGUACAGUGAAAUGAGAAUCAGUAUAAACCAGAGACCUGGCCACAGUCGCAGCUUUGGGUUUACAACAAAUUGGAGUUCUUCAGGGGCCUUUGUACAGGCAGUUGAAGAAGGUAGCCCUGCAGCACUUUGUCAGCUGCAUGUAGAUGAUGAGAUCAUUGCUAUCAACGGCACAAAGGUUUCACGUAUGGACUAUAGUCAAUGGGAAGAAGCCAUCGGCAGAGCACUAGAAACUGGAAACCUGGUCAUGGAUGUCAGACGAUAUGGAAAGAAUGAUUGGGGCAAAGACCAGCCUUCCCUGCCACAUGUAAGGCAUAAAAUCCUCAAUCUCACCAGUAUGGCUACCAACAUUAUAGGUACAUCUGAAAAUAAAUGGAUUGAUGCAACUUCUGGAGAACAAGUUUCAAAUGUUUCCACCAUAUCAACAAAAAGAGAUUUCUCCAGCAGCCUUCGAAGUUCUGACACAGAAACAAAAUUGAUAAAUGGAAUGCAAGGAGAUCUUGGCUCUAAUGAACAAAGAGCAUCUGAACCUAUUUCUUUGAAAAACUUAAAAAGACGGUCACAAUUUUUUGAACAAGGAGGCCCAGAGCCUGCAAUGCCUGAUCUCCCAGUCCCGUCCAUUAGUGCUCCUAGUCGUCGGGUUUGGGAUCAAGAGGAAGAACGAAAACGACAGGAAAAAUGGCAAAAGGAGCAGGACCGUUUAUUGCAGGAGAAAUACAAACGGGAACAAGAAAAACUGAGGGAAGAAUGGCUACGAGCUAAGCAAGAAGCAGAAAAAGAGAGCUCCAAGUAUUUUGAUGAGGAGCAGACUGUUCUAACCUUAAACACAACAUCUGUCCCUGCACGGGCUCCAUCUGUGUCCAGCUGGAGAGCAAGCCCUGAAGCGAAUACUCCUGAGGAGCCAGAAGGAGAUGGAGGAAGCGAGCUGGCGGCACACUUGCUGGGCGAGGAAGAAGAAAGGAGGAGGCUUCAGGAGGAACGGAGGAUCCAGGAAGAAGCAGCCCUGCAUUUUGAGCGAGAAAGGGAACUCCAAGAGCUGGAGCUUGAGAGACAACGUAAAGAGAGGGAACAGCAAUAUGCUGAGGAGCAGAGGCGGCGGGCAGAGAUGGAGGAGCAGAGGUGGCAGGCUGAAAGGCAAAGGGAGGUGUCAGUGGAGAUACCUCAGUACCAAAGACAUUAUGAGCGCUAUGAAGUAUCUAAAACAAUAGAGGAUCGAGCUGGCCGUCCUCUCAUUGACAGGCAUUAUGAGCGUUAUGAAGUUUCUAAAGCCAUUGAGGAGCAACCUGGCCAGUCAUUUGCUGACAGGAAUAAGUCCAAGUCAACUUCAGAACUGAAUGAAUUCAACACAAUCAGAAAUGGUAACAAGUAUUCGGAGAGGUCCUGGAACGCGGGUGAGUCACAGAAGAAGUCUCAGAAGGAGCACAACCUGUCUGCGGCAGAGUUGGAGAGACAGCAAAUCCUUCAGGAAAUGAGAAAGAAAACAUCUCUGCACACGGACAGCAGCUGGAUUAGGCAGCGCAGUUCCAGCAUACAUAAGGAGCCCGUUAGUCUGUACAGCAAUAGUAUGAGGAGAGGGGAGUCUUUGGACAAUCUUGAUUCUUCAAGAGCGAGCUCAUGGAGGCACCAGUCGUGGCUGAACCAGUCUGCCUCCUCUUCAUCUCUAUCCUCUAGUCAAGAUUUCAGUCGGCCGGUGUCCACUUCAAACCGAGCCUACAUGUGCACUCCUUCAUCCAGCAAAGCACCUCCUGCGGCCACCUCUGCAAGAGCCCCCUCCGUGUCCCAGGCAGCCCCCCGGGCUCAGUCUCCCCUCUCUGCUUCCCAGCCAGGGUCCCAGACACGCAGCAGGUCAGUCAGUGGGAAGAAAAUCUGUUCAUACUGUAAUAACGUUCUGGGCAAAGGAGCAGCCAUGAUCAUUGAGUCUCUUGGUCUUUGUUAUCAUUUACAUUGCUUUAAGUGUGUUGCCUGUGGAUGUGACCUUGGGGGAUCCCGCUCUGGAGCUGAAGUUAGGAUCCGAAACAACAAACUGUUCUGCAACGACUGCUAUAUCAGAUUUAAAAGUACAAGUUCAGGAGGAAUUGAUUUACUUACAGAUCUUAAUUAAAAGCUGGACAACCAACCUCCAUGUGAAGCAAAUGAAGAUAUGAAACCACUGUUGCAGAUAAAAGAAG
Messenger RNA from Gymnogyps californianus (California condor), 5209 nucleotides. RefSeq names its product LIM domain 7 (gene LMO7). Bases 64 to 5142 code for a protein of 1692 amino acids. Gene Ontology annotation, molecular function: actin binding. The transcript is spliced from 33 exons. The record is from RefSeq and is a predicted model, not a curated record. Gene Ontology annotation, biological process: regulation of signaling; regulation of cell adhesion; actomyosin structure organization. NCBI's taxonomy places the organism in Eukaryota, Metazoa, Chordata, Aves, Accipitriformes, Cathartidae.